Messenger RNA from Branchiostoma belcheri (Belcher's lancelet), 1830 nucleotides. RefSeq lists its product as uncharacterized. The transcript is spliced from 8 exons. Gene Ontology annotation, molecular function: metal ion binding; ATP binding. The record is from RefSeq and is a predicted model, not a curated record. Bases 139 to 1494 code for a protein of 451 amino acids. NCBI's taxonomy places the organism in Eukaryota, Metazoa, Chordata, Leptocardii, Amphioxiformes, Branchiostomatidae.
AUGUAAACCUGUGGAACGGGUUCUACUUAGCUUCAUUUAACAUUUGGACUCCGAAGAGGAUCAACGCUACUCGGUCACGAAGACUUUCGCCCAUUUUUCUCUCACAGGAACCCUUGCGUGCCUUAAAGGAACAGCUAAAUGAUGGAGUCCACGCGUCGUGACGUCACAGUGCUUGUUCCACUGUCCAAAGGAAACCCGGAUAAGGAGGAGAAUUUGCGGAAGUGUCCAACAGUACAGGUCAAGAACGUGAUCUUCGACAGCAUCCAUGAAAAGGAGAAUCUCAUGGACUACGUUCAACGUCUGAAGAAGGUCGUGAGCGAGAACAACGUGAGCGUGGUCCUACCGACGUCGGACGUCUCGACGUUCGUGCACGCCGCCCUGGCGCGGGACUUCGCGCACAUCCCCGGCCCCAGCGUCGAGUCAUGCUACCUGGCGUUCCACAAACCCUACACGCGCCAACACCUGGACCUGGGCGAGACGCCCACCGCGUAUGAUGUCUUGGAUCUGGACUCACCCACCCUGUUUCAAGAUGCUGAACGGGCCUUGGAGAAAGUCGGUCUCCCUGCCUUUGUGAAGUCUGCCACAGCUACCCUGGCCUAUGGUCUGAAGAAGAUUGAAAACUACGACGACUUGAAAGAUGCGCUCGAGGACUUCAAGACCAUGAGAGACAAAAACCCAGACUGUCUGACCUCUCCCAGUGCAGCCUUCUACAGGGACUACUUUAAGGAGUAUCUGGACGUGCAGAAGUACCCGCUGGCGCUGCGUGACGUCGUGCUGGUAGAACCGUUCUUAGACGCCGAGACCCUCUGUACCGCGGACGGGUGUGUGGUGGACGGGAAACUGGUGCACUGGACGAUCACAGACGAGCUACAGUAUGACGGUCACGAGGCGAAGUUCACGUCCAUGUUGGGGCCGACCAACGAGCCACAGGACAUCCAGACCCGCAUGUGGAGGAUCUAUGACCGCAUCAUGGACAGGAUGAUCCAGGCUGGCUUUAACGACGGUUAUACAAACAUCGAGAUCUUCAAGAUGAAAGAUGGAACGCUGAGGUUGUGCGAAGUGAACGCCCGCGGUUCGAGGCUGGUUCAGGGCAUCUACAAACAGGUGUACCGGAACGCGAACCAGGACUACGUGUACCUGUCAGCCGGUACCGGCAUCGUGCCCGUCACACCCCCGCCUACCGGCCGGCAUGGGGUCGCUUACAUGGCCAAGUUUCUCGGGCUGGAGAGGCCGGGCAAUCUCAUGGACUUUGAUAAGAUUACCCAGCUGAAGUCCGAUCCAGACGUGCACAUCGAGCCGUACUUCGGUCGUGACGACGCCGUGCCAGACAUCCCCGGGAGCGCCGGCUGUGAUAUCUGUUCCGUGGUCGCCUUCGGGAACGACCGGCGGGCCAUGAUGAAGAAACUUGUGGAGGUUCUGCGUCUGAUCGUGAAGAAACCGGAGCGGCUGGCCUACCCAGUAUCGGAGGAGAAUAUGAUGUCCAUUCUUUAUUGAUACGCCGUUCGAAUUCGUUAUUGUGUGUUCGGUUAAUUGUUCAAGUUUCCAUAACAUUUAGAUUUCAUAAUGAAGGGAACUUGUCAAACAUUUUCGCACGCUCAGUUUUGGGGUGUCAUAUACAGUUUUGGGGUAUCAUAUACAGUUUUGGGGUGUCAUAUACAGUUUUGGGGUGUAAUAUACAGUUUGGGGGUAUCAUAUACAGUUUUGGGGUGCAAUAUACAGUUUGGGGGUAUCAUAUACAGUUUGGGGGUAUUUGUUUGUUUGUUUGUUUAUUAAGAUCUCCAUUAGUAUGGUGAACUCCAUACUAUUCUUCCUGGAGUCCAGCAAAAUAAA